Molecule: messenger RNA, 5106 nt
Organism: Mesorhabditis belari
Lineage: Eukaryota; Metazoa; Nematoda; Chromadorea; Rhabditida; Rhabditidae
Source: the annotation of a GenBank genome assembly
AUGGUUGAUGUGACAAAUCUAACAUUAAGGGAAUGGAUUCCCGAGAUUGAACAUGCGAUCAAGAAGAGCCGUUUCGUGUCAAUAGACUAUGAAUUUCUUGGAAUUCCGUCAAGUGAAACGUUCUCCCUCUUUGAUUCACUGGAGCAACGCUACGCGAAGUAUGCGGAGGCCGUUCGGAAAUUCCCACCAUGUCAACUCGGAAUCGCAUGUUUUUCGGAUGCGGAAGCUGGCACAUCGUAUCAAGUGGAGGUCUUCUCGUUUCCGGUGUUCAAACGAAUGACCCGGAAGGUAUUCAGCUUUGAAAUCCCUGCAAUGAAGUUUCUGUCAAAGCACAAAUUUGAUUUCAACAAGUUGAUUGCUGAUGGCAUCUCGUAUUCCAACAAGGCAGAGAUACUUCGAAUUCAGAAGGAAAUCGAGCAAGAAGAAAUCGAUUACGAUAUUUUUGCGGACGGACUCGAACACAAGCUCAACAUGUUAAAGUUGAGAGUUCUGAAAGAAUCGAGGGAUUAUUCAGAGCAAUUUUUCGAUGAAGCAUCCCAAUUCAGGAGACGUCCAACAAUUUCGGAAAGCUUUGGGAGACCUUUGAGGUUGCUGCGGCCGGUGUUGAUCGAGCUCGUUGCCAACAAAGCGUUGUCAGAUUUUUCUGGAGGUGAUUUAAGUCAUGACAAUCAGCCAUUAUGGGAUCGAGAGCUGAGUCCAGUUGAAGCUGCCAUUGUCGUUUACGAACUCACGAUUCAACACCCUAACUGUGAAUUUCUGUUUGAUCAAACGAGAACAAUCCUUUAUUGUGCAGAAUUGCCAUUGAUGUGCUGUGCAACGAAGGAUAAUGGUCACCGAGUGGGUGUUCUCCUGAAGAAUGUCAUUUUCGAGAUCUCUGGACUUUCACAAAUCAUUCAGAUGAUCUCAGAAAGAAAAAUACAGUUGGUCACGCACAACUCCUUCCUUGAUCUUCUUUACACGUAUCAUUGCUUCGAAAAUGAGCUUCCAAAUACAUAUGCUGAGUGGAAGGAGGGCAUACAUCGUAUGUUUCCAUCAAUUAUUGACACAAAGGUCUUGGCGGGAACAGUUCAAGAUCAAUUGAAGAAGCAUGGAGUUACGGAUCUUUCACUGCAAACACUUGGAAACUACUUCGAUUCUCCAUCUUGUGGUGAAAUUUUUCCUUUCAAUAUUCCACCAAUCACCGGUGGACCACAUUCUCAAGCAAUUUUCACGGAGGGUGAACACUAUCACAAUGCGGCAUUCGAUGCUUUGAUCACCGGAGAAAUCUUCAUUAAACUUGCGUAUCUGUAUGCGUAUACAAGGAGUGCCGGUCAGGCAACCUUUUCAAAAAGUUGGCCUCUUGGAAAGUUGGUGUUCGCCUGUCGUUCAGAGAUUGCGAAUCGGAUUCCAAUCUCAAUGGUGAAUUCAUUGUAUUCCAACUUGACCGAUCAGGAUCAAAAGGAGAUUAAACCAGAUUUUUUGAUUAUUACUCCAAAGAAAAAAGUGCUUGACCAUUUUCAGCACGGAUUGAGAGAUGGUUUUAGGAGGCUUUAUUCGUUCAUCAUUGGCCCAACUAAAAUCAAAAGCGAGGAAUUCAACACUUUUCGAAAGGAGAUUCGUCGGCGUUUUGGCUCCCAUCGAGUUGACGUUCGACUGACCAACAAUAAAGCCCAGUUUGAAAUUGCAACCAACACACUGCACACUUAUACAAAAGUUUCUACCUGGGUCAUUACUCUCGACACAUUCGAACUUCCUUCGAUCAAUGAUAUGAAUCAAAGUUAUCAACCACGGGUUUCGCAAGCCUUCUAUGACGAAUUGGUGCGACGGCAUGAAAUCCGAACAUCGAAUCGUUCUAAAAUACGCGAAUCUGUUUAUUUUGAUGAAGCAAAGCUAAGAUCGUUGGACUCCGCGUUGAAGAAAACGACCACGUUCAUGAAAAAGCUCAAAAACAUCGGAGCAGGCGGCGGGCCCGGUUUGAUAGAAGAAUUGGAAAAGCUUAAUCUAAGCAAAUUUACUGAAGAAAUGGCACAGGCGAUUUCGGAAGUUCGUUGCAAAUUGGCCGAUAUCCCGUUUAUUGUUGACCUGGCAGUUGCUGUCGCUUGCAAAUACUCUACCUUUUCCGAUCUUCUUCUGAGUGAGCUACGCAAAGGAAUCCCCCAAAAGAAAUCCGACAAAGUGAUCAACCCUGGAAAAUUGAGGGUUGAUAUGAGGUUGCUAUUUGAACUUAUCCUUAAUGGAGUUUUUGCCAAAGAAGGUCUGCAAGUCUUUGGGAAUGCGCUGGCCUAUCUAGUUCAAACCGAUAAGACGGAACAUAUUAAUAUGGGGCUGUUGGCAGGGUUGUCGAAUCAAAUUGGAUGGGAGAUGGCACGUGUUGUUUCUAAUAACAGCAAAGGACCUAUCUCUACAGAUCAACUUCCGCUUUCCGAUUCCAUCAGUAAUGAGCAAGCGUUAGCCAUAAAGAAAUUGCUUCUCGAUUAUCAUCAAAGCAUGAAAGAAAGGGCAGAAAAGACUUGCAAUGAAAUGAAUGCUGCACAAAAGAUAGUCUUACGACAAGAAAAACAUAGAGGUGAUGCGACACAAGAAGAUAAAAACACACUCGACACAUGCAGACAAUCAUAUGACACUAUCAAGAAACAAUUGAUGGAAAUGAGCGAUUCUUUGGGAAUAACAAUGCCGACAUUUGUGGAAGUGCCGAGCGAUGAUGAGGAUGAUGUGGAAGCUGUUCAAUUGCUCACUAAAGCUCUCGAGGAAGGAAGUGUAACUCUGUGGGAAGACGAAGAGGAAAGAUACUUUUACGAAAAACUUAUCGACAUCCGGCGUUUGGUUCCAACAAGCUUAUUCAAAGAAUCACAAGAAAUGACUUAUGUUGACGAUCAAAUGGAAAAGCAGAUUGAAGACAUUGAUAUGGAAGACUUGGAGUGUGAGCACGGAGAAGAAAUAAUUGACGAACAACAAGAGGAACGAACAACAACAACACCCGAGAUGGAACUUUUUGCUGAACUCAAUGAUAUUGAGGUGGAAAGCUCCGCAACUGCAAUCGCAAUGAGAAAUCAGAUGCAGCAAUACCUUGAUGAGCUGGCAACAUGUGUGAAUCGCGAUGUUGUUGAUACAAUUGCACUACGUUUUGUGCAAGAACUGAAUACAAAGAUCAACCGCCGCCGUUUGGUGCGUUUUCUUUUUGGCUCGACUUCGAUACGCCUUGACGUUGUUCCAUUUUGUGCUCGAUUGUUAGCAAUACUUGGUCCAGUUAUGCCAGACGUUCCUGCGGAACUUGCAAGACUUUUGAUUGAUCGGUUCAGGGAGAUCACACGCGGAAAGGCUAGAGACUUGUUCUUGGAUGCUAAACUUCGAAUCGUCAGUUUUAUUGCGGAACUUGUAAAAUUUGCCCUAAUUGGACGCGCAGAAGCACUAAGUUGUUUGCGACAACUUGUGUACGAUUUCCGAGGUCAUUCUGUUGAUCUGACCUGUUCGAUGCUUGAAUCAUGCGGCAAAUAUUUAUACAGAAACACAGACAGUCAUCCAAAAAUGAAGCAACUGAUUGAUGUGAUUUUGCGGAAAAAGGAACUCAACAAGGAUAUGAGACAAAAGAUGCUGAUCGAAAAUGCUUAUUAUACCGUUUGCCCUAGCGAGACCGAGGCGCCAAUUACUCCACCACGUCCCCCAAUUUAUGAUUUUGUUAGCCAACUGAUACGCAACAUGAACGACUCGACUCUUGAUGUGAAUUUAAAGCUGUUGAGAAGAAUUGACUGGAGUGAUAGCGAAUUAUGCGAUUGGGCAAUUUGGGGUUUCUCUUCACCUUGGCUCAUUCCCUUUGGAAAUUUGUGUCACAUUUCAUCGUCGCUCUAUGGACUUUCAUCAGUGCGGUAUCAUGAAUGGACAUCAGUGGAAGUAGUCGACAACGUUUUGGAAAUAAUCAGAAUGGCCCUUGAAGCGAACAAUGAUGAAUUGAACCAAAAAGCUAUCGCCUGCAUGGCCUACAUCGGAGAGCUCUAUAAUUACAAUGUUGUAAAUACUUCACUUAUAUUCAAGGUUCUUUAUCAAAUUGUUUCAUUCCCCGAACAUCCUACACAGUGGGCAGACUUCACUAGAAUCAGAAUGGUCUCUCAACUGCUUCGAACUAUUGGCGAAUUCUUCACAAAGGGCUCGGGAAAGAUCAAAAUGGACAAUUUUAUAACCUACUGGCUAAGAUAUUAUUGGAUAAAGCGAGAGCAAUGGGUUAUGAAUACAGGCACAGAUCAAGCCACGGACGAUAUCGUGAGAUUUCCACCUGAAAUCGAGGGAGAAAUUAUCGAAACAUUGAAGGAUAUGGCCACAUCAAUCAACAUCCCGAAAACAUUGGAUGAUGCGGAAAAGAAAGUGCAGGAACUAGAAGCUACAUUUAAAGAGAAAAUCGAAAAAAUGUUAACUGGGGAGUUUGAAGACGUCUUGGAGGACGACGGACCACAUCCACAGCAACGAGAACUCCAUCAAAUCAUGGAAGAAGACGAGGAAGAAAGAAAAAAUGAGCCUCGUUUUCAUGAUGAAAUGGAAGAUGGUUUGGAUGUAGAAGAGAUGGAGGAUAAGCAAGAAAUUGUUAAUCUUCAUGCCACUCCUCAAAAACAGCAACCCGAAGAUUUGGAUUUUUGUCGUGAUUUGGAUCAACUGCUUACUGAGAGUUUGAAAAUGGGUAGUACUGGCACAGCUAACCAAGAUGGCCUUAUUGUGCCUGCUCAAGCUAGACAAAAACUAGUACGACGUGUUGGAUUUAGUGAUGGGCAAAAUAUUCCCAGAAAGGAGGACAAUGAUAAAAUGCGUGUUGCUUUGAUGACUAAAGGCAAAAGCAACAAGACGGUACUCAAGAAUAUCGACCUGCACGAGGAAACUUUGGAACAACGAUGGAAAGCGAAUACGGACAAGGAGAAAGAAGAACGUGAGCAAAUGAAGAAACUAACCUUGCAUCACACGAAACGAAUGGCAAGCGAAGAAGCAAAUGAGGAUAAAGCUUUCGAUGAAUUUGCAUGGAGGCGUUCUAAAAAUUUGGUGCACCCUGGCCUAGUAAAGGAGAUAAUUCGAUUGAUGGAGGCCAAACGCACUCAACAACCAUUCUUUUACGAUCUUUUCUGGUUUAUGAUCAAGUUUUUUAUGAAA